Salvelinus namaycush (lake trout) is the source of this 1219-nucleotide messenger RNA. Its product is annotated as RING finger protein 141-like. NCBI's taxonomy places the organism in Eukaryota, Metazoa, Chordata, Actinopteri, Salmoniformes, Salmonidae. Gene Ontology annotation, biological process: protein autoubiquitination. Gene Ontology annotation, molecular function: ubiquitin-protein transferase activity. The coding region runs from base 203 to 886 and encodes 227 amino acids. The transcript has 6 exons. The record is from RefSeq and is a predicted model, not a curated record.
GGGUCACUAUUUUCUUUCGUCAUCAUUCUGCGACAUCUCUACUAGCGCUAUAAAAACCACAACAUAAACUCCCAAACAAAUGAAACGUUGCUGAUUGCAUGUGGAUUGUAAAAUAUCGAUGUUGACACGUAGCCAUACCAGGCCACCCUGCGCUGAAUGAGGCACGGUCUUUUCAUAGUGCUGUUCUUUGAGCGCGGUUGGGAUGGGCCAGCAGAUCUCAGGCCAGGCGGUGAUGACCCGUCUACCUGAGAAGCUGGUGAAACAUGCUGGGCUGGUACGCGACAGCGGCUACCUCAACUACGAGGAGUUCCUGGCCAGGGUGGCAGAGCUCAAUGACGUGACGGCUAAGCUAGCAGCUGGACAGCAAAAACACCUGAUCUUUGAAGUCCAGACUGGCUCGGACGCCUCUGCUCUGUGGAAAGUGGCUGUGAGGAUAGUUUGUACCAAGAUCAACAAAGUGAAUGGGAUGGUGGAGGCGUCUCGCAUCAUGAACCUGUAUCAGUUCAUCCAACUGUACCGUGACAUCACCAGUCAGGCCGUAGAUGUGCUGUCAGCAGAGGGCGCCAGCCUCCCGUCUGGAACCCUCUCGUCAGGGGACUCCUGCCAGGCCAGCAUGUGGAUGGGCAGGGUGAAGCAGUUGACUGAUGAGGAGGAGUGCUGUAUCUGCAUGGAUGGGAAAUCUGACCUCAUUCUGCCCUGUGCUCACAGCUUCUGUCAAAAGUGCAUUGACAAGUGGAGUGGGCAGAGCAGGAAUUGUCCGAUAUGCCGCUUGCAAGUGACCGCUGCCAAUGAGUCGUGGGUGAUGCCUGAUGCCCCUACAGAGGACGACGUAGCUGGCUAUAUCCUCAACCUGGCUGACGAGGCAGGCCAUCCGCACAUACCUUAAGCUACUCAACACUAAGACACUUUGAUUAACCACUGACAACCAAACUGACAUCAAGAAUAGUUCGGGGAAGGGUCUGGAGUUUUUUGCCAGGAAAAACACCGUGCCCUGGUUUUGGGGGGUAUGUAGAGAAGAUGGGUUGCUUUAUAGGAAUUUGCCUGUUGUGAUUAUUUCUUAUGUUCUUUUUUACUUUUCCAUAUUAUUUCAAGAUUACUUUUACAUGAUUGCUCUUAAACUUGUGUGUGUAUAUAAGAAGGUUGUGUGUGUGUAUACAGUGCCUUCGAAAGGUAUUCAGCCCCCUUGACUUUUCCCACAUUUGUUACGUUACAGCCUUAU